Molecule: messenger RNA, 3785 nt
Organism: Spirodela intermedia
Lineage: Eukaryota; Viridiplantae; Streptophyta; Magnoliopsida; Alismatales; Araceae
Source: the annotation of a GenBank genome assembly
AUGGCUACAUCGCCCCUCCUCCCUGAAGAGGGUAACGGCACGGACCCCAACCUACUGCUCAAUAACAUUGGCCGGGUGCUGUACAACCGGCAAGCGAUAACAUGGCCAGCGAGUUUCGACACAAACUUCACCGUCCUCAUCCGCAAGCGCGCCAACGCGAGCAACUUCGGGGACGGCAUGGCGUUCGUGAUGACCACCGACAUGCGACAGAGCCCCCCGGAAAGCUUCGGUGGUUUCUUAGGACUGUUCGACCAUAGUACGAAUGGUGAGCCACGGAAUCCCUCCCCUCUGCUUUUGAUGCCAAUCAAAUAUUAGGGCUCCGUGUCCAAGGCCUGCCUCUUUGAGCCUCCACACUUCCGCGUCGUUCCAUGACUCGAUCCAAAAACCCAAAUUAACAUACUUGUUUUUUAUAAUUUCAAACAAAAUGGGUCAAAAAAAUAAAAUUACUUUUUUAUAUACUUGUAAUAUAUUUUCAACAAGAACAAUAAAUGAAAUCAACAAGUUGCUGCCCCUAACUCCCACCUUCACUUAAUUUUGAUAGUCGUGAACUAAAGGAGCUUGGAGCUGGAAUGGAAACUAGGAAUUAUUUGGCCUUCCACCUCCCUUUAUUAGCCCCAAAGUCGAUAGCAAUACAUGGAACCUCAAAUUCAACUUCUUUUAGGUGACUUGAAAACCGGCAGCCGCGCGCGCCGGCGCGUGCCGCGGCGCACGGCGCGGCGCGGCACGGCUGUGGCGCACGUGCCACGCGUGCGCACGCCGCCGGGGGCCACCGGGCGACCCCUAAAGGCACGUGCCGCCCGCCACAGCGCCCGGCGGGGGCUCGCGAAGGCAACACGACGCCGGGCGCGCCGGCGGAGCCCGACGGUUCUUAUCCUUCCCACACCUACCCAAAGCCGGAUCCCCACAAAUGCAACGCGUGGACAUAAAACGACCCAGGACCAGGCCACUUUUUUGGCGCGCCCGCGUGCGCCGCGGCGCACGGUGCUGGCUGGUCGGCCGGCUCUGCCGUGCCACGUGCCGGGGCGCUCGCGAACCUGUUCUACUGUCCAUAGAAAUAUUUCUCAUGUUGGAUCUCAGUCGAGGCAAGUGGAUAGGCCAUCUACCCCCUGACCCUGCAGAGGCGCCGGACCGAGGCGGAGCCAGAACGCACGAGCCGUCCUUCACCUGGCACGGGGCCCGUUCUCGCCGCGCACGCCGGCGUGCGCCGCGGCACGUGGACCCGGCAGGUCGGGCGCCCCACGCGGGGAGAGCGUGCCAACCUGUUCGGCGGCACCCCCUGACCCUGUAGAGGCGCCGGACCGAGGCGGAGCCAGAACGCAUGAGCCCCCACCACGGACCGAGGCGGCACUUCGGACCCAACCUGCUGCCAUGGACCGAGGCGGCAGGUUGGGUCCAGAACCAGAAUGCAAGAAGUUCCUCUCCUCGCUUGGGUGACUUAGUCGUUGUAUAGUAAAUCAUGUAAAUUUAAAAUUAUAAAACUAGAAAAUAUAAAUUUUUAGAUAUUUAGAAGUAUUUCUAAACAAAUAUAUCAAUUAUAAUUCAAUAAAAAUUUCAAAAAUAGUAGUAAUUUUCUAAGUUGAUCACAGAGAUAUAAUAUAAUAUCUGGUAAUUAUUCAGAAUUUUUUUGUAAAGAAUACUAUUUUCUAUAAAUUUUAUACUAAAAAAUGAAAAUAAAAUAUAAUUAAAAUUCACAAAAAAGAGAAAUAAGGGUGCAGAUGUCAAGAUGACAUCAGCGCUUGGUGAACACGAAUCGGGCGAAAAUAGAGUUCCACCCGACAAUUCUUACGUAAGCGAUUAGAGACGAUUUAAUUGAUCAAAUUAAGAUCUAUAAAAGUCGAAAUAAUCAUAAUUAAAUGAAGUAUAUGUUACUAAAUUUAAAAUUAACAAAUUAUCACUAAAUAAAAUGAAAAUUAAGUUGAAAGCAGAAAAGUAAAGUUCUAGUGUCGUGGCGGCCAUGUAUCAGUGAUGCACCAGAAUCCUAAGCAUUUGGAAGGAUGGUCGUGUAGUGUCUAUGGCCUCGAAAGCUCUCCUUGGAAAAAGAUGACGUGGGCAAUCUCUAGAUCUCCUUACAAAGUCUAGAGAUUAAUGAAAUGGGUCAUCAAAUCGUCUUUGGUGGCUAUUACCUAGUAGAGUGAAAAAAUGAUAACUUUGCAGCUCUUUAGUGGCUGUCACUCGAUAGAGAAGAGCUGAAUAGAGGUGGGGCGUGUGUCAAGGAGCUUCAUCCUCAAGUCCGUUCAGCAAGAGGAGGCUCUUCAUAGUAUUUGGUAUGCUCUUAGGAGGUGGCGACUCAUCUGCUGGCAUAUUGUCCUCUUCUUGACGAUAGCUUGUUCGUCGAUCAAUCAGAGAUACUUUACUCAAUAGAUUUACGAUCCUUUUAUCACGAAUCAUUCAAUAAUUUUAAUAACAAUGCUCUGCGAAUUGUAUUGACGAGAUUUUCGCCAAUGAUCUAGCAAUUCUGGUUGCUUAAUCCUUCAUUGGUGAUCUGUAGGAAAGUCGCGAUAAUCUGAUAAAAAAUAUAAAUUUUGACUCUAAGAGGAUUCGAACCCACACUAGCUGUCCAUCCUUUUUGAGGAGGGUGUGACAUGGGUUUAGUCCCACAUUGAUUGUGGGCCGAAGUUUUUGAUGAAUAUAUAGUAAUAUCAUAUUUUUGAUCAAGUUCCUUUCUUACGUGUAUAUGACCAUUCCUUGCCCCACAAUUGGCUGGCCACCAGUGACGUGGAAGGGGGGUGACACAUACGUGCCCCUAUUGGUCCAAGCCGCUCAAGCCCCUGCUCAUGGCUACUCCCUAAUUGCGCUUCCGACUCGUUUGCAGGCUUGAUUGGCUGGCUCCCAUUUUGUCUUAUUUUAAUUUUAAUUUCUUUUUCUUCAUUUAUCUCAAAAGUAAAACUAUAAAAAUCAUAUAAAUUUGUAUAAAAUCACAUAAUUACCUAAAAAUUUACGUUAAUCAACUGAAAACCACUUUUCACACUUUAACACAAAUAUAAGUCUAUUUGUCAUGAGUUAAGGCUAUAAACUAUAUUAUUUACUAAUUAUUAACUCAUAAUAAUGAAGACUUAUCAAAGAGGUGCUAUUUUUCAUGAAACUUUCUAUUUUAUUUAUGUAAUUGUUUCGAUUUUAGGGCUCAAAGGAGACAUGAGAAAUUUCUAACUAAUAAUUGUGAGCAGCUGAAAAUUUCGAUCUAGGUUUGAUGAAGUUACGGCCACAUGGUAGGGAACACCACAAGGCAACUGGCCAUGGAGAUCGACACCUUAUGGAACAAGUACGAUACUGCCAACUACCACGUUGCUGUUGACAUCAGUAGCAUCAUCUCUAAUGUCACUGCCCCUCUUAGCGACGCCAACAUCGAGCUGAUGAAGGAGAAACCAGUGAUAUACAAGGUAAAUUACGUUGGGUGGAUGAAGAACCUCGAGGUCUCGGCAGGAUAUGCCGACGAGGUACCCCUCAAGAGCAUUGUCAACUUCUCUAUCGUCAUCGCUCAGAUAAAUCCCAUCUACGUGGGUUUCACUGCGGGAUCGGGUCCCUCAUCCAAUUACAGCGAGAGCAUCCAGAUUCUCAACUGGAACUUCUCCUUCACCCUGCUGCCAGACUGGUCUCUUGAGGAGCCUGGCAAUAGGAAGAGAGAAAGAAGGUUACACACCAUUCUCACAAUCAUCCUUUCAACUAUUGUGGGUGUUCCUUUGCUUGGGAUACUGAUCCUAUUAGGGUUGAGGAGGGUGCAAAAGUGGAGGAGGUGUAAGCAGCAUGAGGCUUUAUUGGAGAUGAAGGAUAUAGUAUCAAGUCAAUAG